CCCGAUGAUGUCUAUUUACAGCAUGGAACUGCGCACGCUUAUACAUGAAUGUCUAAUCAUAAAUCCAUAUCGACGUCCGGCCCCUCCCGAAGUCUUCAGGAGAACUCAACAGGCUGUUGGGAUAACAAAUGUGAAGAGUGGGCUAAAUGCAGGACCUCAAAAUACAGUCUUUGCACCAUAUACUGAUCCUGUACUCUCAGCAAGAUGGUAUUCUGGGCAGAUUCACAACAAUCUUACUGCCCAAUCGUCACCGACUACGCCGAAACAAAUCGCGGCCGCAGACAUACUUCACAAUGAAAAAAUCAAUCUAGAGAGAGAAAAGUUGAAGCGAGGAGCUUCCCAGGUACGAGUAUCGAAUAUACCUCCUCCGCCACCAUAUAUACAAAACAUUGCUCCCACUACUCCAACCCCGGCACCAAAAACUACUCCAAGCUCUGGUCUAUCUCCUAUCCCAGCAACAAACACACCCUCGAUGGAAAACCCACCCAGCUCUGCUUCAGUAAUCCGUCGAUUUGUACUGCACAACAUAACACAAGUGACAUGCAUAGUCCAGUCGAAGAACUUCUUCGGCACGCAUCUAUUCAAAUCCUAUACAAUCAAAAACGUCACCCCCGAAACUUUGGUUCUGACUAGCAAAGAGUUCUUAGCAGAUAUGGGAUGUGAAAUUCCGCGUGAUAAGCAGAUAUGGAUGUUAGGAAGGACUUUGAUGGCCGAUUUUGUGAAGCUGGGAGAGUUUGAGAAGCUGGCAAAUGGGAGGGGCAUUGUGAGGAUUUCUUCGAAGUAGCUUUGCUGUUACUUGUAAUGAUUUUCUGGGGGGGAUUCUUAGAUACUGGGAGCUCGUAAUAUUGGUGUAUAUCAGUCAUGGAAGAAUACAAUUGUGC
Messenger RNA from Cadophora gregata, 881 nucleotides. RefSeq lists its product as uncharacterized. NCBI's taxonomy places the organism in Eukaryota, Fungi, Ascomycota, Leotiomycetes, Helotiales, Ploettnerulaceae. The record is from RefSeq and is a predicted model, not a curated record. The transcript has a single exon. Bases 5 to 784 code for a protein of 259 amino acids.